Penicillium malachiteum is the source of this 1410-nucleotide messenger RNA. RefSeq lists its product as uncharacterized. Gene Ontology annotation, molecular function: transmembrane transporter activity. The coding region runs from base 1 to 1410 and encodes 469 amino acids. Gene Ontology annotation, biological process: transmembrane transport. The record is from RefSeq and is a predicted model, not a curated record. Lineage: Eukaryota; Fungi; Ascomycota; Eurotiomycetes; Eurotiales; Aspergillaceae. Gene Ontology annotation, cellular component: membrane. The transcript is spliced from 4 exons.
AUGGAUGCAUCUGAUUUCGACGACUCGUGUCAGAAGGAUGUUAGCUCUAAAGAAAUCGAGCAUGCUACCAUCGACAUGACCUUCUCCCCCAAAGAAGAGAAGGCGCUCGUGAGGAAGAUUGAUCUGAUGCUGUUGCCAGUGAUAUGGAUCAUGUAUCUUUUAUCUUAUAUGGAUCGUACCAACAUUGCCAACGCGAAGGUAUCUGGAAUGGAUACAGACCUCAACCUCACCUCGAACCAGUACUCAGUGGCCCUGGUGGUUUACUUCGUAGGAUACGUGGUCUUCGAAGUGCCCAGCAACCUCGUCCUAGGCCGAACCCGGCCAUCGAUUUUCCUCCCUUCCAUCAUGAUACUCUGGGGUGUGCUCACCUGUCUCAUGUCCGUGAUCAAAAGCUACACCCAUCUCGUCGUUCUAAGAAUCCUUGUCGGAAGUGUAGAAGCCGGCUUCGCUCCGGGUGUACUACUCGUUCUUUCAUCGUGGUAUAAGCGCACAGAGCAAUCAAAACGCUUCGGUGUAUACAUCUCCGCCGCUGUGCUAUCGGGCGCGUUCGGUAGUCUGAUUGCAGCUGGAAUCAUGGACGCCCUUGAAGGCGCCCAUGGAAUCCAAGGAUGGCGCUGGCUUUUUAUUGUGGAGGGUGCUGCUACUAUUGGCUUCGCUCUUAUUGCUCUUUUCAUUCUCCCUGACUUUCCAGCCACCUCAAAAGGGCUAUCCGAGUGCGAGAGACAAAUUGCUGUCGCCCGUUUGGCUUCCGAGAAUGUGACUGCUGUCACUGAAGAUAGUGCCCCGUUGAGCAAUUGGGGCGCUGUCAAGGUUGCCGCCCGUGACUGGCGUACAUGGGCAUUCGUUGUUGGAUAUAUGGUCAUCGUCGGAUCCAGCACAUUGACCUACUUCUACCCAACCCUCGUGAAAGGACUAUUCGGAACAGCCACAACCGAGAAAAUCAACCUUCUCACCGUCCCAGUUUACGGCGCAGCAUUUGUUGCUACCGGAAUUACCUCGUACUUCGGGGAUAAAGUCCCUCACUGGCGAGGAUUCAUUAUUGCCUGCUUGCUCGCAUUCGCCCUUAUCUGCUCGAUCAUCGUAUGUGUGGUGUACGAUCACACAGCGCGAUAUGUCCUGAUGAUAUUAAUGGCAUGUGGCCUAUGGGCUACGAAUGGAGGCACGCUAGCCUAUGCAUCCUCAGCAUUUGCUGGUAUGCACCCACAGGCAAGAGGUGUGGCCCUUGCUUUGGUGAAUGCCAUGGGAAACCUGGCUCAGAUCUAUGGAUCUUACCUUUUCCCCGAAUCCGAUAGUCCAAAGUACAUCAUGGGAUUUUCUGUUAUCUCCGCAAUGCUGGCAUUGGGAGUUGUGGUCUUUGCUGGAUUGCAUGUUUGGUUCCGUAGUCGGGCAAAGUUAUUCGUGGAGGAGUGA